AAGGAUAAAAAGGAAAGGAAAAAGAAAAAAAAAUCCAAGGAUAAAGGAAAAAAGUCAUCUAAAUCAGCUGUCAACCAACAGAAAUAUGGAAAAUAUGGUAUCCUUAUGGAAAGCGACAUGUUUAACAAACAACAAGAAUUUUAUUUGUGGCUUCAAGAAGUUAAGCAAACAAAUCCAGAAACCCUUCCAAGAUUUGAGAUGAAAAAGAUGUUUGAUACCUUUGCAGAAGAUUACAAUACUGUCACUUUACCACAUAAAAAGUAUGGAUUUAUUUGUUGUACCAGUAAUAUAAUACAUGAAGUAAUAUUAGACAACAAAGUCAAUGCUGUGUUCCGAAAGGCUUUGUUCACACUAUAAUGGAUAGCUUUUGUACCAGCACAAAACGCUGUCAGCUAUGGUAUGAACAGCAAUAGAGUUCUAAAGUGUGACAUCAUAAAAAAUUAAAUUUGUGAAAUUAUGGGAUCUGGCUGGAUAUUCUGAAAGAACAACAUCCAAGGGGUCUACUUUCAAAAAACUAGUAUUGUAGGGCAGAUUGUCUCUGAGAUAUUGGCCACUUCCUGUUCUUAUGACUCCAUACAAAUCCUUCUAAAUUGAUAAAAUUUGACUUGGGUGUAAAAUGUUUAGACCCAAGUCAAAUUUAGAAGGAUUGGUGUGAAGUCAUCAGAGCAUUACUGGGCUAAUAUCUCAUGGACAAAUAAUUAUUUGUCCUACAAUGCUAGUUUUGGCAAGAAGGUGUCUUGGACAUUGUUCUUUCAGAAUAUCUUGACAAAUCCCAUGAUUUUACAAAUUUAAUGUCUAUGACGUUAUCACUUUAGAACUCUAUGACCCAGGCCUGAAAACGUCAUUCACACACAUUGAACGUUGUGCCCAAGUGGUUGGCCAAGAGGUUUUGGUGAACUAAUUUCCAGUCCUCACUCCGGAAUAUUUACUUCCGUCUCAGUGGGUGCUAGUCCUCACGUUCCAAAGAGUUAUUCACGCUACACCAAAGUAUGGCACAAAACCUAUCUGAUAUGUGCUGCUUUCGAGAUCAUCAUGGUGCAGCUUCACUGCGUCACAAAGGUCGUGCGGAAAUCACUAUUCUUGUGUGUGAACAGAAGCGCUAUAAGGUAUGAUUUUCAGGCCAAUGCAAAAGCCAUCCGGUGUUGUGUGAACAGAGCCUAAGAAUAACAGAAGCGAGACAAGGGUCCGAAGCUGUAAAUUUUUGAAAUUCAGGGUGCCCAGAAUUUGAAUUGAGUUUUCUAGUUGCCUAAGUGCCAAAGUUACCAGCCCAGCCUUGACCGUGUUUAUUUAUAAAAGCAGUUUUUUUAUAAGCCUAGAGGGCCAUAUGUUGACUGUUAUUACUGCCUGCUGUAACUGUAAUUUUCUGUGUAUUUCUUACAGGUUUUAUGACCUUGAAAAAUGGGAAACUAAACAAAGAGAAAAAGGAAGGAUGAAGGCCAUCAAGAAAGCGCAAAAGCAACAAGUUUCCUUUGAGAAUGAUGAAUUACAACACAAAUCUCUACACUCAAGAACAGCUGGCGCAGGUAAGGAGAAUUUUAAAAAAGAAUCAUGCCAUAAAUAAAAAUUAUGCUGCAUGUAGUUUAUGAUAUACAGUGGUGAACUAUGGAAUAUCCUAAUGUGUAUUGGCAGAACUGCAAAAUAAUACUCAAAGGUCAAUGCCCAACAGAACUUUUCCCAUCUCUGAUGAAAUGCUACCUGAAAAACAAUGACUAGAGAUUUUGUACAUGAAGAUUUACAUUGUAUUCAGUCGGGAUAUGAAGUAAUGAUCUGAGUAAGAUGGGAAGUAUUUCGUUUGUUUUGGUACAAUACGCUUUUGUCACAUAGGAAUGUUUUCACUUUCACUCAGAAUGCAUUAACCUAAAAAAAGGCAGUCUACGAAAUAAAACAUAUUUAAACUCCGUUUUUAAAGGGUGUUUCUUUUGUGUUAAAAGAUUUCAACCAAUCAUAAGACUUUCCAACAUUAGCCAAGAAAAGUUUACAAUUUUAAUGUUCCUCACAUAGGAUUUCUGUGUUACUUAGACUCAGAUGAGAUUUUGUUAUGAGGAAGUUGGUUUAUAGAAAACAAGGGAUUAAUAUACAUGCUGCUUUGCAACUGAAAUGGUAACCUGAUCAGAAACAGGUCCUUCUAAAAAAAGAAACAUUACAACAUAGUUUCUAAAUGCCUUAAUGACACACUUUUACUUUCUUGGUUGAUGUAUAUGCUAGCUUUUUAGCAGAGACGUAUCAAGUGAAGCAUAGAAUACUCCAUGGUGUAGUUUAAGGAAUAACCUGUCUUGAAAUAACCUGUAUAGAACUUUACCUUAGAAAACAGUAAAAGGGCCUGCUACUUUAGCCAAAGCUAAAUUUUAAAGGUUUUCUUUAGGUAUGUUAAUACCACGUGACUACAUUGGUGUAAGAACCUGGAUUUUAAGAACCUGUUAGGCUAAAGUUUGCCAGUAAAGCCCACUACUCUAUAUAAGGACUUGUUUAGCCUAAAAUUUGAAACAGGUUCUUAUUUUCUAUAAUCUAUGAAGUCAACAUUCAGAAUCCUCUUCGGAUAAAUACUUGCUUUAUCACUCCACUUGCAAGUUAAAUGCCAAUGUGGUCAAUGAGAUUAAUGCUUUUAGUUCUUCUUUUUAUGGUCACUUUUACAUAUUAAAAUCUAAUUUGGUAUGCAGAUGUUAUAUGAGGAAUAAGCUGAACCACUAAAGACUUGAUUAGCUAUAUUGUAUUUUUUUUUUCUUCAGAAAAGAAGAACCUAUUUUUAAAAAUAUUUUAAUAAGAACCUAAAUAGCCUAAACUUGAGAUAACUACCAUUUAUAUAAGAAUCUGUUCAGGCUAACUUGGAAAAAUCCAGGUUUUUAGUCAAGGGGUUUUUACUGUAUUGUUAUAGAGUACUUAAGUGUGACGUCAUAAAAAUGAAAUUUCUGAAAUUAUGGGAUUUGUCAGGAUAUUCUGAAAGAACAAUGUCCAAGAGGCCUACUUGCCAAAAAUGAGCAUUUGGGGGCAAAUUGUCUCUGAGAUCGUAGCCCAGUUAUGCUUACAAAACUCCAUACAAACCCUUCUAAUUUUUUUUGGGUCGACCCAAAAAAAAAUUAGAAGGGUUUGUGUGGAGUUUUCUGAGUAUAACUGGGCUUAGCCUGAGUAUCAGGCGUUUCUGGGGAAAAGGGGAAAGAUGGAAGGGAAAAAGGGAGAGAGCUGAAGGAGAGAAACGCCUGACACAGAUGCUUUUACUGAAGCCUUCCACCCCUACACAGCAUGAUUCGAUACCAUCCAAUCAAAAUCACUUCCGGUCAUUGGGUUGUCAGCUUCACGUGUCAAAAAGCUCGCCUGAAAUAAAUCUCACUCAACGGUUUGGCCGAGCUCCGGUGCUUGUGUUGCUACGAUUUCGUUUUUUUUUUUAAACCUCCAAUGAUGAAUUUUUGAAUACUUGUAAUGUAAAAAAUUACAGGAAUUAUAACAUGUCUUAAAAAUUGUGUUAGUGUAAGAUCGCCAACGCUCUCGUUCGUAAAUAAACGUGCCCCAGAAAAUUGUAAAUUGCUUUUGUUUACAGAGUUACAUCAGGCGCUUGUCUGGCAGCUAAAAAGCUGAUGUUAUCCCUCGUAUCCUCGGGCGGUGGAAAGGAGCUGCAAGAAUAAAUAGGAAGGUGCGAUGGUGGAACACCUAUGCCUAGAAAUUAUCAAGCAGCAGCAAAUUCCACCACUUCACGGAGAGCUCGUGAAAGCUGUUACAAGUUUUAAAAAAGUGAGAGCCUAUAGCAAAGGUCAAUCCCGUUGGCGAAAUAUGAUGGCGCCCGCUUGAGCUUAAGACAUUUCAAAAGUGAGAGAAUUUUGGAAGAGGAAGCGAACGAAUUCCAAUCACGUACGCUAUCGUAACCGCCACAAGCAAAGUCAAACUUUUUAAAAGCAUUGGUGCUGUCGGCUAUCUCAAUACAUGGCUACCUCGCUCUAUUUUCAGUUACAGUAACAAUCCCCUUUUAACGGCAGGAUGUUGUAAAUCAGAACUUAGAUAUCUGAAACACUGAUAUCGUCGUCUUUGUCCCGGUCUUUUGAAACCAAUACUCAGACAUAGUUUCGGCAGAAGCUGGUAUAUGAGGCUUUUCCAUACUCCGAGUACAUCUUUCCUUUAAACUACGAGGCCUUGAAAACACAAUUCUUGCUCGGAUUUUAUUUUUAUUCCAGGAAAGAACUUGAGAGCGCCCUCUAGAGCCGUUUUGAAUUCCUCUCUGCGUCCCCUCUGUCCAUAAAAGUAUCACAUACCGGUAACAUGAAAUCAAAACAUCUAUGAAAAAUGUCAAUUGCUUCUUGCCGAUCGCUCUUGCGGUCAGUGACGUCAGGGGGUAUUGUGUGUUAUCCAAUCACUGCCACAUCCAGAUUUUGGAUGUGUCACACGGUUUGCUGAAUGGUUUUGUGUCAGGCCUUCCUUUCUCUUCUCCCCCUCCCCCUCUCCCAUCUAAAAUCUCCUCUCCCCUAGCCCCUUAGGAAGGCCUGAUACUCAGGCUAAACUGGGCUACGAUCUCAGAGACAAUUUGCCGAGAAAUGCUCAUUUUUGGCAAGUAGGCCUCUUGGCCAUUGUUCUUUCAGAAUAUCCUGACAAAUCCCAUAAUUUCAGAAAUUUCAUUUUUAUGAUGUCAUCACUUUAGUACUCUAUAACAGUAUGAGUUUAAAUUCUUUUUCCGUAGGCUUUACAUAUUUUUCAGUUUAAUUACAUUACAAAAGUUCCAGAAAAAUUACAUUAGUCAAUGUUAAAGUUGAGAUUCUGGUCUGAAAUGUUGAGCAUGAACCUAUAUGAGUUGUUUUUUAGCCUUUUACCUGACAAGAAGUACCGUAACUUAAAAACAAUGACAAAUAAUUUCAUGCAGCAGGUUUCUCACAUUAAUUAGCGGCUGCAUUUCCUGUGGUGUAGAAUAAUAAUAUUCAAUCUAUAUUUUAAGACUACAGUUAUACAGUGUAGUUGCAUAUUAAUUUUUAUAAUAAACUAUCUCAAACUUUGAGGAAAGGAUCAAGGUAAAGAGCUUUUGUUCCUUAUAAUUUUCCUACAGGGAUGAGCAGAGACGAUUUGCUUGAAAUGCAAAGAGUUAUGAGAGAAAGACAACAGGAGGAUUACAAGAAAAAAGCUGGCUGGAAAGUGGAUGAAACGAAGGGUGUACGAUAUCAGACAAUCCUGCCCUGA
This is a messenger RNA of Porites evermanni, 5151 nucleotides long. NCBI's taxonomy places the organism in Eukaryota, Metazoa, Cnidaria, Anthozoa, Scleractinia, Poritidae. The record is from the annotation of a GenBank genome assembly.